CGCAUGGUGGCGCUAUACUAUCUUUGGUCUUCUCGGUGGUUGUUGUUGCUGUGCCUGUGUGCAUCAAUAUUUUGAAUUCAUGCUAGUAUUUAUCGUUAUCUGAAAAUGAAUUUAGAACUAUUAGAAUCAUUUGGCCAAAACUAUCCCGAGGAAAGUGACGGUACCCUAGAUUGCAUUAGCAUAGCCCUGACCUGUUGCUUCAACAAGCGAGGCAGUCUUUUAGCUGUUGGUUGCAACGAUGGAAGGAUUGUAAUCUGGGAUUUCUUGACAAGGGGCAUCUGCAAGAUCAUUAGUGCGCAUAUUCACCCUGUAUGCUCGUUAAGUUGGAGUCGAAAUGGUCAUAAGCUACUGAGCGCCUCUACAGACAACAUGGUAUCUAUUUGGGACGUCUUGUCAGGUGAUUGUGAUCAUCGUUUCAGGUUUCCUUCUCCUGUUUUAAAGGUCAUCUUCCAUCCCAGACAAAGGGACAAGAUGCUGGUAUGUCCCAUGAAACAUACACCUGUCCUACUUAGUCUUGAUGGAACCCACUCAGAUAUACAAUUAGAAGAAGAUUCCGAUUUAAACAUUGUUGCCACAUUUGAUCGCAGAGGAAGUCAUAUUUACACAGGCAAUGCCAAAGGAAAGGUUAUUGUCGUCAAUACUAAAACUUUACAGGUGGAAGCAAGUUUCCGAGUCAGCUCAGGCUCCAGUAAUACCACCGCCAUCAAAUCCAUUGAAUUCGCAAGGAGAGGAAAUUGCUUUUUGGUAAAUACAGCUGACCGUGUUAUCCGGGUGUAUGAGAGUAGGGAGGUGUUAGCCUGUGGCAAAGAUGGUGAACCAGAGCCUAUACAAAAGCUUCAGGAUCUAGUGAAUCGAACUGCAUGGAAAAAAUGCUGUUUCUCGGGAGAUGGAGAGUACAUUGUUGCAGGAUCUGCAAGACAACAUGCUCUAUACAUUUGGGAAAAGAAAUACGGCAAUUUAGUGAAGAUUCUUCAUGGAACAAGGGGUGAACUCCUAUUGGAUGUUGUAUGGCAUCCGGUUCGUCCAAUCAUUGCAUCUGUUUCCAGUGGUGUUGUAUCUCUGUGGGCACAGAAUCAAGUGGAAAAUUGGAGUGCAUAUGCCCCAGAUUUCAAAGAACUUGAUGAGAAUGUUGAAUAUGAAGAACGUGAAAGUGAGUUUGACAUUGAAGAUGAGGACAAGUCAGUGGAGGAUCCUGUUGAUGCCCGACAACUGGAGGAUGAGGAAGUUGAUGUUGUAUCUGUGGAUGCAAUCGCUGCAUUUAUGAGCAGUGAUGAAGAAGAUGAAGACAACGAUGUGUUGUUAUUUCUACCUGUGGCCCCCGAGAUAGAGGAGCCAGAGGAACCAAGUUGGGCGCCUGCAACUGACCCUACUGAUGAACCUUUGGCUGAAAAGCGAGCUGCCACAGGAGAGUCCAACAGUCCAUCACCAAAGAGGAAGAAACUAAAAGCCAUAGAGGUCGAUCUGCAAAAUGCACCAUUAGACGAAGUUCACCCUCUGUUAAGUAAAGGUGGCGAAAGCAAGACCAAGAAAAAAUCUACAACAAACUCCAAAUCGAAAAUCAACUCACGAUCAAAGGAAGGAAUAUCGAAACAAAGAAACUCGAAACAAACAUCAAAAGUUCGAUCAGGAGAGGGCCAGGAAUGAAAUUGCUCGGGAACAUUUUCCUCAUGUGAUGAAUCUGGUAUUAAAUACAUGAUGUAAUAAGCCAUUUUUUAGUUUCACUUGUUCACAGUUACACCAUUCGACGACCUCAUUUCAUGGUCUGAAUUUCUACUUUUUUCUGCUUUGUAUGGUCCUGAUACUGCAUCUAGCUGGCAAAAACGGAGCCAAAUUCAAGGUUAAUCUUCCGAACACAGUGUAAUACCAUUAUUAUACAAGUUUUUAAAUGUUCCUCAAAAUCUUAUUUCUCCCGUAUUUGGAAUUGCAUUCAUUGAUAGUAAAUUCGCGUGUUACAGAUGAUCCGCACAUAAGACAAACAUGAUUAAAAAAUCUAAAAUUUGUAUGUUGUGCAUAUCCUAUCUGUUUUUCCAUCGUAAGUUGCUAUUUUAAGUCUUGUCUUAUACUUGAGUAUAUACGUUAACAUUAUGUUGAUUAUUUUUACCCGAGACCCGAUAUCAUAUGAGGAUACCUCCCCAUUUACCGAAUAUUCAAUUUUUGAACCAGGUUUUGCCGAUCUCUUCUUAUCUCUAUUAAUUGCUGCUUCAGGGAAUUUUGUAUUAAGAUUAACAGUGAAGCUAAUUAACUGUGAAUACAUUAUAAAAAGACAAGCACAAUUAAAUUAAAAACUAUGUUGUAACUUCUAACAAAAGUCAUUGAUUUUUAAAAUUCAAAAACAUAUAUAUCCAUUAUGAUUUUUAUCUUAAAUUACAACUAAGGUAUUAAAAAUCCUUAACAAAUUUAUGAACAGGUUUUAAGAACUACACUGGUAAUUUAUUAACAAAUAGCAUUGCCUGCUGUGAUAGUACUCUUAAGUAGAGGUAUUCUUUUUUGAUGUUUAAUUGGAUUACAGUAUUGAGAUAAGACUGACAAAACCUGAUAAAUGGGAUAGUAACAGCAUGACAUUAAGUUUAGGUCUCCCAAGUGACAACUUUUUUUGGACCCAUGGGAGGGCACUUCCGAGGGGUUCAACAUUUAUUUGGUUAUUUAUAUAGCGCCUUUGCCCUGGUCAUUGGGUCCUUUGCUUAAGUGCUGACAAUCCCACCAUUAAUCCAAUUAUACUACUGGGUGGAUUCCUUGUUCAUAUUUAACUUUAAGUCUAUGAUCUGCUGUCCUUUGUAACAUAUACUGUACAGAUCCUUUCUUUAAAACAUUCAUUGUCCUCUAGACUUUCAUGUACAAUCUUGUUUUAUAUUAGAAUUAGAUACAUACAUGUAGAGAUGGAUUAUCCUUCAUAUUUUGGUAUCAACAAUAUUUGAUAAUAUAGAAAUGUAAAAUUGCAUCUUCUGCUAUAAUGUCCAGAAGUAUGUCAUCUGUAUUAUAUUGUACUCUACUAUUUUUAACAUUAAAAACAUAAGUAAUAAGAAUG
Molecule: messenger RNA, 3025 nt
Organism: Anneissia japonica
Lineage: Eukaryota; Metazoa; Echinodermata; Crinoidea; Comatulida; Comatulidae
Product: retinoblastoma-binding protein 5-like
Exons: 14
Coding region: 106-1644 (512 amino acids)
Cellular component (GO): Set1C/COMPASS complex
Molecular function (GO): protein binding
Source: RefSeq, a predicted model, not a curated record